Molecule: messenger RNA, 228 nt
Organism: Clunio marinus
Lineage: Eukaryota; Metazoa; Arthropoda; Insecta; Diptera; Chironomidae
Source: the annotation of a GenBank genome assembly
AUGCGAAAAAGAACAAUUAGAAUAAAUUUAGAAAAUAUUUUAACACUUCAAGCUGACCGUCACAUUCCAUCCAAAUGUCCUUUCAUUUGUGCUCUCUACCCAAUUUUUUAUGAUGAUGAAGGUCAAAGGUUUGCUUUUGAUAGUUUCGUGGGACGACUAUUAGACAUGGGAGCUUUGCCGCUUUUAAAUACUCCCACGAUACCUCAACAAACAGCAUCACAUUCAUAA